CCUUGCGCUUGCGAGACACCCUUGUGAGUCAGAUCGCGGCACUACCAGGCUCGCUCUUCACCGACGGUGAGCCUAUCGUUCUAGGUUGCUUGAUGCAAGUUGUGGAUAGGUGGGCGGAGAUCGUUGGUCAAGACACAGAAGGGCGACCGCUCGUACUAUGCCCGAACAGCUUCACGGAAGAAAAGAGGUCUCGGCAGAGGGAAGAUCAGGCAAAGUGGGAGGGAGGCGUGAUUCUCAUGGAUGAAAUCCUUGACCAACUCGGUGCCUAUCGUGGCUGAGACGGCUUCGACAGUCAUGCAGACUAUGG
This is a messenger RNA of Aspergillus caelatus, 307 nucleotides long. RefSeq lists its product as uncharacterized. The record is from RefSeq and is a predicted model, not a curated record. NCBI's taxonomy places the organism in Eukaryota, Fungi, Ascomycota, Eurotiomycetes, Eurotiales, Aspergillaceae. The transcript has a single exon. The coding region runs from base 93 to 278 and encodes 61 amino acids.